Molecule: messenger RNA, 878 nt
Organism: Hordeum vulgare subsp. vulgare (domesticated barley)
Lineage: Eukaryota; Viridiplantae; Streptophyta; Magnoliopsida; Poales; Poaceae
Exons: 1
Coding region: 72-710 (212 amino acids)
Source: RefSeq, a predicted model, not a curated record
GCUACUACUACUACACCAGUGCACUACGGUCUCGUGCUCCGGAGAGACAGGCCAGCCACAGAGAGCGAGCGAUGCCUCCGAGCGCCGGCGAGGUGGCGCGGCCGCAGAGCCCACUGCGCGCCAUGAUGCCGCAGAGCCCGCUCCGGAUCAAGCAGGGCGGCAAGUUCUACGAGCGGCUGCUCACCAAGGAGAGCUCGGCGGCCAACCCGUCGUUCCGGUACUACGGGGCGGAGCCGGGCUCGGUGCCGUUCGUCUGGGAGUCGGAGCCCGGCACGCCCAGGGACGCCUCCCGCAUGGUCGGCGGCGCGCUCCCGGCCAUCACCCCGCCGCCGUCCUACCAGCUCCGCCACCACGGCGGCGGCGUCAACGUGUCCCGUCGCCCCAAGGGCGGCACGGCGGCCAAGGGCAGGAAGAAGCGGUACAGGUUCAAGCGCACGAUCAAGGUCGGCUUCAUCGCCGACAUGUUCCGCAGGCUCAGCGUCGGCAAGGCGUGCUGGUGGCGGCCGGGCCCGUCGCCGGCCCAGGUGUCGUCGUCCAGCCGGUGGCUCGUGGCGUCGGAGAAGCCGCACGAGCAGCAGCACGGCCGACACGACGAUCGGGUCCCCGCGGCGAAGAGCGGCGCCGUGGUGUGCUCCGGGGCGCGUCAGCUGAGCCCGUGCUGGAUGCUGCCGUUUCGCGGCGCCGGGAACCGGAACCGCGACGGCGACUAGGCGUACGUAGAUCGGUCUCGGCGUUUCAGGUGCGGCGGAUCCAUCGAUGGAGAUUGAUUAAACACACGAUAUAACUGCGGUUUGUUAGUAGUAUUACUAUACUACUAUUUUCUUGUUAUGAUGAUUGUGAAAGAUGUCAACAGAAUAUGAGUUCUAAAGACUUGAUUA